ACAACGACCUCAUGAGGUCGUUGUGGCCCGUGCACCACAUCUGCUCCCCCACCAUCUUGGCCAUUUUGGGGUCUGGAUCAUUUGGGGAACUUGCCCACGGUCGCAAAUUUAAAACGUACAAUCAAGAUUUACGAAAAGUACUCCCAACCACUACUUUUCUAAACAACGCCUUCCACGCUUCGAUAAUUGAAGGUAUUGGCGCUUCAAUAACACAUCUUUCCUUACCUCCCUCCCAUUCACAACCGAUCAUCGGAAGCGACAAACCCCACCUCAAAUCAAGUAGCACAUACAAUCUCACAUACGACUUUCCCUUCGACAUUAUGGAACAUCGACAACGAAUUAUAGAGGGCCUCUCGAACGCAAUCUCCCAAUACACAGUCCAGACGGCCACAUCUACUUCAGCCUCCGAGUUGCGAAAACCCACUGAAGAACUCAUCAACAAUCUCAAAGACAUCAUAUCGAAUGCAGAAUUAACGCUAAACCUAAGAAACACCGGCGUAAUAACACCGAUCAACUCGCCCCCUCCACCACUCCGAAGCAACCAUCUGGAAACGAAUACUUCCCUAUCCCCUUUACAGCUUGGAAGUAACUGGAUUCGCGAGCUCAAAGAACGCUGCCGACCUUCCACAGCGUCCAUCAUCAAGGUCGAUAUCGAAAACACAGGGAUUGACUGGCCUAGGCUAGCAUCACGUGCUGAUCCCCCGCCCUGGCAUGAUCAAUACGCAGUCCAUUAUGUCAAGGACCCUUACACUCCAGGCGUUACCUACCUCUACCUUUCAAAUUCGGAUGAAUUACACCCCAUCGAUUUCACAAACAACAAGAAAUUGCAACCUCCAUCGUCUAAGGAGGCUGCUUUAGAUUUUACGGAACGUAUUGCCACUACCCCCCCCAGCAAAGACAAACUCAUCUACUACGUUGGACCUGCCAACGAUGAGAAACUUCCAAAAUUCUUCCCGUCCGGGAAACUCUCUCGGGAAUACGGUCCAAUCGAGGGGGUUAGUAUCCCAUAUAUCCAUAUGGGCGAAGCAGGAUCAGGCACAGCUUUCCACUGCGAAGACGCCGACUUCCGUUCUUACAACGUCACCAUCUAUGGAUACAAAAUCUGGAUUCUGGUCGAUCUCAAAGACACAACAAAGUUCGAAGAGUAUUUUGACACCCGCUACACCGAUCGCAAGGAAUCGAAAUGUGAUCAAAGGGUUCGACACCAAUGUUGUAUACUCGCCCCUAGCCUUCUGGUUAGCCUAGGAAUCAAUUUCGACAUUGUUUGCACGGGUCCUGGGGAUCUGAUUGUCACAGAACCACGACAAUACCACGCGGUCAUCAAUUUUACCGAUUCUCUUGCUGUUUCGACGAAUUUUGUUUACGAAGACGAUAUACCGAUCAGACCGAACUGGCUUGUUUGCCCGAAGGAUGGGUUGUUUCUACUCGAUGAACCAAAUCUUCGAAAGUUUAAACAAUCACCUAAACCUAAGAGGAAAGCCGAGGUCGAAUUAGUAAGGUCUGAAAAAGCGAAACGGAUCAGACGUCUCCCAGAAAGGAAGAAGGGCGAUAGGAUGGAUGUUGAUAACGAAGACAUACAUAAAAGCGGAGAUACCGAUCUUAUUAUGGGGGGUCAACAUCAUACUCCAGAUGCCGGCGAAGAUUCGGCCAACGACGAUAAGGAUCCCGACGAUGAUGAGGAUCCCGACGAGGAUUCAGCCAACGACGAUCAAGAUGCUGGCGAGGAUUCUACUACGACCGAUCAAAAUACCGGCCAAGAUCUGAUGGACAUUAAUCAAAAUCCUGCCGUUUAUUCUAUUCGGACUCUUCCAUAUACUAACAAACAUUCGGCUACGAUGAAAGGGAUGAAAGAUAUUGAUAAGCUAGAAAUUAGCAAGACAUUCGCAGAACUCACUAUGAGUGAUGGGAUUCGGGCCUUUUUCACAUCUGUCAGACUUUUCAGGAUUCAGGAGGCAGAAAAUCCAUCGUUACUGGAGAGUUUCAGAAAAGCGGUAGGAAGCGACUUUGCCACUCGUAUUCGUCACUUCGACACACUACGACAAAAGGCGAAUGAUCAAAUCACCUUUUCUUCAUUCCUCCACUUAAUCUCAUGCUUUCAAAUGUCUAAAACGCUGCACGACGGCCGAGAGCGGGCAAGCCCUGACAGCUUAAACGCCAUAUCAACCAACAAACAGGAGCAGGGAAAGAUAAAGAAGUACGCGCGAUAUGGCCGAAAGAUGGGGCAGUGCGUCGGGGAAUAUGAAGGACUAAUAUGUUUCUUACCCCGUUCUUUCGGAGGAAGUUUCUCGCUGAACAAGUUUGAGAAGGUAAUACCUACCGAAGUGUAUAACCAUCUCGAAGGAUAUGGGAAGGAAAAGCUAUCAGCCUUGGAUCAGAUGGGUAGAGAGUUUAUGGAUUCCGUAUGGGAGGGAAAGCAGUUUCAGGAAAGGAAGUUCGAAGGACUUUCAGAUGCUGAAUUGGCGAAUAUGGAGUUGAAGGAAUUUUUUUCACACCUUAGCGAGGUUUGAGAUUGAUGCGGGACUAUUGCAUCACAUGUAUGAUUAGCUCAAUUGAUUGAUUAAAUAGUUUGGGCGAUAUUAGAGGCUCUGGCAGGCACGUGCAUCUACCUUCGAGCAUUCGUCAACUACGAAGUGA
Molecule: messenger RNA, 2634 nt
Organism: Neurospora tetraspora
Lineage: Eukaryota; Fungi; Ascomycota; Sordariomycetes; Sordariales; Sordariaceae
Exons: 1
Coding region: 12-2507 (831 amino acids)
Biological process (GO): chromatin remodeling; regulation of gene expression
Cellular component (GO): chromatin; nucleus
Molecular function (GO): histone H3K9 demethylase activity; histone H3K36 demethylase activity
Source: RefSeq, a predicted model, not a curated record